Messenger RNA from Vombatus ursinus (common wombat), 1254 nucleotides. Its product is annotated as solute carrier family 22 member 11-like. Gene Ontology annotation, cellular component: membrane. The transcript has 9 exons. The annotation marks the transcript as partial. NCBI's taxonomy places the organism in Eukaryota, Metazoa, Chordata, Mammalia, Diprotodontia, Vombatidae. Gene Ontology annotation, biological process: transmembrane transport. The record is from RefSeq and is a predicted model, not a curated record. Gene Ontology annotation, molecular function: transmembrane transporter activity.
UGGGACCUGGUGUGUGACUCCCGGACAGUGAAGUCUGUGUCUCAGUCAAUAUUCCUUGCUGGGUUUCUGAUGGGAUAUCCCAUAUGGGGCUAUCUCUCAGACAGGUUUGGGAGAAAAGGAAUGCUGCUUCCAAGUUUCCUCAUGUUGGCUGUCUCCAGCACCGGCACUGCCUUUGUCCAGUCAUUUCCAGUUUACUGCUGUUUUCGCUUCCUGGUGGGGUCUUCAGUAACAGGAAUCUUACUUGGCAGUGGAAACCUCACCCAGGAAUGGACCACCAGCCAGCACCGGCCCCUGGUAGUAGUCUUUGUCACUCUGUGCUUUAGCUUGGGCCAUCUGUUUCUUGGGCUUGUGGCUUAUGGCAUCCAGGAGUGGCGCAAACUCCAGCUGGUAAUGUCUGCUCCCUUCUUUGCCUUCUUCCUGGCCUCUUGGUGGUUGCCAGAGUCUGCUAGAUGGCUGAUUGUCCAAAACAGAUAUGAUGAGGCCUUAAAGGUGCUCACAAAAGUUGCAAAGAUCAAUGGAGUAAAGGAGACCACCCUGACUAUAGAGGCUUUGAGAUCCACCAUGGAGAUGGAACUGGUUCCAGCACAGACCCGUUAUACCAUGUUGGAUUUGGUCUACUUUCCCAUCCUGCGUACAAGAAUGCUCUGUUUGUCCUUUGUAGGUUUCACAACAGGGAUGCUUUUCUACGGGCUUUCUCUGAAUCUUCAGGACCUGGGGCGCAACCUUCAAACACUCCAAAUUCUUUUUGGAGCUUCCACCUUCCUAAGCAGGUUUGGGGCCUUGUUCCUCAUGAACUACCUUGGCCGUCGAACAAUAACCGUAGCCUGCCUCCUCCUUGCUGGACUGUUCAUACCUGCCAGUGCAUUUCUGUCUCAAGAAAUUUUACGUGUGGUUUUGGCAAUGCUGGCAAUUAACUGUAUUGUGGUCUCCAUUUCCAGCAAUAGUGUCCAUUCCACUGAGCUCACACCCACAGUCGUCAGGAGCACGUGCAAGGGCCUCAAUCUCAUGGUAGAUCGGGUUGGGGCAAUUCUGGCCCCAUUGGUGAAUAUACUCAAACACUACAUUCCAGCACUGCCACUGAUCAUCUUUGCAGCCAUGGCCAUCACUGCCGGCCUUGUGGUCUUCUUCUUCCUCCCAGAAACCCAAAAUAAACCAAUGCCUGACACCAUCAAAGAUAUAGAAAAUGGACAUUCACGGGAAGGAGCAAGUCCUAGAGAUGAAGGUGAUGCUGCAGUGAAAAUAAGUCAGUUUUAA